Messenger RNA from Phytophthora sojae, 1275 nucleotides. RefSeq lists its product as hypothetical. The record is from RefSeq and is a predicted model, not a curated record. The transcript has 2 exons. Gene Ontology annotation, molecular function: ATP binding; diphosphomevalonate decarboxylase activity. Gene Ontology annotation, biological process: isopentenyl diphosphate biosynthetic process, mevalonate pathway; isoprenoid biosynthetic process. Lineage: Eukaryota; Oomycota; Peronosporomycetes; Peronosporales; Peronosporaceae. The coding region runs from base 1 to 1275 and encodes 424 amino acids. Gene Ontology annotation, cellular component: cytosol.
AUGAAGGUGGCAACGUGCGCGGCGCCGACCAACAUCGCGGUCAUCAAGUACUGGGGCAAGGACGACGUGGCGCUCAACACGCCGCUCAAUUCGAGCGUGAGCGUGACGCUGCACCAGGACCAGCUGCGCACCACCACGUCCGUCGCGGGCGGACGGGAGCUGCAGACCACUCGCCUGUGGCUCAAUGGCCAGGAGCAGCCCAUCAACAAGCGCGUGGCCAUCGUGCUGCGCGAGAUGAAGCAGUGGGCGAUCCGCGUGCGCGGCAGCGACAGUGAUGCGACGCAGCACCUGCACAUCGUGUCCACCAACUCGUUCCCGACAGCGGCGGGGCUCGCGUCCUCCGCUGCCGGCUACGCGUGUCUCGUGGCGGCGCUGGCCGAGUUCUACGGUCUCUCCAAGGCCGACGAAGAGUAUCCCGGCCAGCUGUCGGCCAUCGCGCGCCAGGGCUCUGGAUCCGCCUGCAGGAGUCUCGACGGCGGCUUCGUGGCCUGGCAGAAGGGAGAGCAGCCCGACGGACGCGACUCUAGCGCUGUGCAGGUCGCGGACGAGCUGCACUGGCCGGGAUUGUGUGCCGUGGUCUGCGUGGUGAACGAUGCGCAGAAGGACACAAGCAGCACCACCGGCAUGCAGACGACCAAGGCCACGAGUCCGCUGCUGGCCUACCGCGCCAAACACUUGGUGCCCGAGCGGAUGAAGAUCAUGGAGAAGGCCAUCUUGGAGAGGGACUUCCAGGCCUUUGGCGCGCUCACCAUGCAGGAUAGCAACCAGUUCCACGCCACGUGCCUCGACACCACGCCGCCGAUCUUCUACCUGAACGACGUGUCUCGCCAGAUCAUCCGCCUUGUGCACCGCUACAACGAGCAGGCUGGCCGCGUGCAGGCCGCGUACACGUUCGACGCCGGUCCGAACGCCGUGCUCUUCGUCGAGGAGCAGCAUGUGCAAGAGGUUGUGUCGCUGGUGCACCACUGCUUCCCUACGUCGCACAAGAUGACCAUCAAGUCGUCGAUCGCCGUCGACCGCACGCCGUCUGCAGCGCUUCUCGCGAAGAUGGAGGCGAAGGCCGAGAACGGCAAGGCCUUCAACCUGCCGCACAUCCCCGACAGCGUCAAGAUGAUGUACGUCUCUCGCGUUGGCGGCGGCACUUGCGUACUGCCUGCGGAUGAAGCUCUGGUUGACGCUCCCAGCUUCUGGCUGCCAGAGGAGCCGGCGCUGCGCUAUCUUGCCACUGCAGUCGCGGCCGCUGCGGUGACCAGCGCCGUGUUGCUGCGCAAGUAA